Nezara viridula (southern green stink bug) is the source of this 1115-nucleotide messenger RNA. The record is from the annotation of a GenBank genome assembly. Lineage: Eukaryota; Metazoa; Arthropoda; Insecta; Hemiptera; Pentatomidae.
UUGGGACAACUUCAUCCACGAUCAUCAUGAACCGAUUGAAUUUACUCUUCAUUUUCGGCUUCAUUGCCAGUACUUUGGCAGAAGUAGAACAGAAGAAGCAGCCAGAAAAAAGAGGAGUUCUUGGUGGUGGAAUAGGUUUGGGAUCAGGCCUCUAUGGUAGUAGUUAUGGGUAUGGCGGAAGCUACGGAGACUAUGGAAGUGGAUAUGGGUACGGAUCUGGCCUUGGAGCUGGAUAUGGAUCAGGAAUAGGCUUCUCUGGAAUUGGUUCAGGAGUAGGACUAACUUCGGGUCUUGGCAUCGGUUCAGGAAUAGGCUUGAGUUCUGGCAUUGGACUGGGUUCUGGAAUUGGUUUGGGUUCAGGCAUUGGUUUAGGUUCUGGAAUAGGUUUAGGUACAGGUCUUGGUUUGGGUUCUGGACUUGGAUACGGCGGAGGAGUCAGACACGUUACCAGUGUUCAUCCGGUGCCUCAUCCUGUGAGUGUACCUGUCGACCGUCCAGUUCCUGUUCCAGUUUCCCACCCAGUUCCAGUACCAGUCGAUAGGCCAGUACCUGUUCCAGUCAGCCGCCCUGUUCCUGUUCCUGUGGAAAGACCUUACCCAGUACCAAUCGUAAGGCCUGUACCCGUUCCAGUUCCACAUCCAGUUUCAGUUCCAGUAUCUAGACCAGUUCCAGUUCCAGUACCAUCUCCUGUUCCAGUACCAGUCGUCACUAACGUUCCUGUUCCUGUAUCACAGCCAGUACCUGUUUCAGUUGGAGCCACACCUAUCGCUGUUGGUUCCGGCAUUGGCCUUGGUUCCGGCAUUGGCCUUGGUUCCGGCAUCGGCCUUGGUUCCGGAAUCGGUCUUGGUUCGGGCUAUGGUCUCGGCUCCGGCUAUGGAUUAGGCUCCGGCUAUGGAUUAGGCUCCGGCUAUGGAUUAGGAUCUGGAGUCAUCUCUGGAGGAUCCAGCUUGUACGGCGGCGGCCUGUACAGCAGCGGACUCUACGGCGGUGGUGUUAGUUCAGGACAUUAUGGUAGUGGCUUCAGCUCUGGACUCUAUGCAGGUGGCGUCAGCUCUGGGCUGGGAAGUUCUUUCCUCGCACACAAAGCCGCCGCUCAUGCUGCCCUGGGGCAUUAA